AUGGCUGAAUCAAGUACCAACGUCUCCAAUACGGAGAAUCUUCUGAAGUACAUGAGCCUCGACCAGAAGGGCGCCGUCAUGGCCGAGUACAUCUGGAUUGACUCCAACGGUGGCACUCGCAGCAAAACCAAGACUCUUUCCAAAGCCCCCGCUGGCGUCGACGAGCUCCCAGAAUGGAACUUCGACGGUUCAUCAACGUCGCAAGCCCCUGGUGACAACUCAGAUGUCUACCUUCGCCCCUGUGCUCUCUACCCCGAUCCCUUCCGCCGUGGCGACAACGUCCUUGUUCUCUGUGAGACCUGGGACUCCGAUGGCAGCCCCAACAAGUUCAACUACCGUCACGACUGCAACCGCCUGAUGGAAACGCAUGCCAAGGAGGAAUUCUGGUUUGGUCUUGAACAAGAAUACACCCUCCUCGGCCCCGAUGGUUGGCCCUACGGCUGGCCCAAGGGCGGUUUCCCCGGUGCCCAGGGCCCUUACUACUGUGGUGUCGGUACCGGCAAGGUUUACUGCCGUGAUAUCGUCGAGGCCCACUACCGCGCCUGUCUCUACGCUGGUGUCAAGAUCUCCGGUAUCAACGCCGAGGUCAUGCCUUCCCAAUGGGAGUACCAGGUUGGCCCUUGCGAAGGUAUUGAGAUGGGUGACCACCUUUGGUUGUCCCGUUUCCUCCUUCACCGUGUCGCUGAGGAAUUCGGUGUCAAGAUUUCCUUUGAGCCCAAGCCAAUCAAGGGUGAAUGGAACGGAGCUGGUCUCCACACCAACGUCUCUACCAACGCUACUCGUUCAGAUGGUGGCAUGAAGGCCAUUGAGUCUUACAUGAAGAAGCUCGAGGCUCGCCACGUUGAGCACAUCGCCGUCUACGGUGAGGGCAACGAGGAGCGUCUCACUGGACGUCACGAGACCGGCAACAUCGAAAAGUUCUCAUUUGGCGUUGCCGACCGUGGUGGUUCAAUUCGUAUUCCCCGCCAGGUCGCCAAGGAUGGCAAGGGUUACUUCGAGGACCGCCGUCCCGCUUCCAACGCUGAUCCUUACCAGAUCACUGGUAUCAUUGCGGAAACUCUCUGCGGUGGUCUCUAA
Messenger RNA from Aspergillus puulaauensis, 1077 nucleotides. RefSeq names its product glutamate--ammonia ligase (gene glnA). The coding region runs from base 1 to 1077 and encodes 358 amino acids. The record is from RefSeq and is a predicted model, not a curated record. The transcript has 5 exons. NCBI's taxonomy places the organism in Eukaryota, Fungi, Ascomycota, Eurotiomycetes, Eurotiales, Aspergillaceae. Gene Ontology annotation, molecular function: glutamine synthetase activity. Gene Ontology annotation, cellular component: cytoplasm.